This is a messenger RNA of Drosophila suzukii, 864 nucleotides long. Its product is annotated as histone-like protein 18C. The record is from RefSeq and is a predicted model, not a curated record. Lineage: Eukaryota; Metazoa; Arthropoda; Insecta; Diptera; Drosophilidae.
UUCACAUGGAGGUGCUCAGGCCAACAUAUAUUCAGUUUGUAAACCAGUUUUGUACGAGACACUACUAUUUGCUUAAACUAAAAAACUGAUAAAAUUGUAUACCAUAAGUUUAAUACUAUUUUCCUCUUUAUAAAACAAAUUUUUGUGAAAAGUUAUACAUAUAUUCGAUAAUAUUUUUGACCAAAGAAACAAAUUUCAAACAUGGAGGAAACUCCUAGCAUGUUUUUCGGACGCGAAAUAUGCUAUUAUACUAUGCAGGAUCCUCGGGGUAACGACAUGGCUAAGUUGUGCUUUAACAAUUACAUGAGGGAGUAUAGGAAGCGGUAUCUCGAACACUACACAGAGGAGCAAAUACUUGAGGCAGCUUCUGAGCAGUGGGAGAAGUUGUCCCUUAUCCAUCAGUUCCAGUACUAUCCGAACACAGAAAAUCCUAUGGAUCGUACCUAUGCUGACCAUAUGAUCAACAAGGAGAAUAUGGAAUUGGAGAAAAGUGCCCCAACAGAUAGAUGUUGCCCGAAAAGGAGGAAGUCCAAGUGCAGCAAACCCAAGAAAUGUGGCGGCAAACCGAAACCCAAGCUAACUUGUCCCGUGAAGAGGUCAAGCUGCGCCAAACCGAAGGCGUGCCCAAAAAUAAAGCCAGUGUGUCCCAAGUCAAAGCCAUCUUGUCCUACACGAUCGUGUCCCAAGCCAUAUUGUCCUACACGAUCGUGUCCCAAGCCAUCUUGUCCCAAGCCAUCGACACCAUCGUGUAGGAGGUAAUCGCAGAUUCCCAAGUCCUGGCCUCUUUCCACAUUUCGGCUCGUCCUAAAAAGGAUAUGUUCUAUAAAACUAUGUGCUUUUGAUAUAAAAGUACUUAAACCCAGA